AUGCUGGGCAGGGUGCGCUCGGCCGUGGCGCAGCUGGUCGGGGGCCUGGGCGGAGGGGGGGGCGGCGGCGUCCCCCCGAGCGCCCAGCCCGCCGUGGCCUCGCCGCCGCCCCCUCCAGCGCCCGCCGGGCCCGGCGCCCCCCAGCCCUGCCGGGAGCCGCCCCGAGAGCGCUUCUCCAGACCCGCUUUCCUGCAGCUGACCGCCGAGGAGCUCCAGCGGGCCGACGACCACGCCGGCAGGGCCGUCCAGAGCCCCCGCGAGAACCGCCGCCGCCUGCCAUGGAGGACCGGCUACGCCGAGGUGAUAAAUGCAGGCAAGAGCCAGCACAAUGAAGAUCAAGCCUGCUGUGAGGCAGUAUUUGUGGAAAAGCGAAGAAGUCAGAGGAAUAACCCAGCCUCCAAGGAAACAUCUGGAGACCCAGAGGGGCAGGGCAACAAAGGCCUGUACUUUUACUACUGGGGCUUGUUCGAUGGACAUGCCGGAAGCGGGGCUGCAGUCAUGGCAUCUAAGCUGCUACACUUCCACAUCCGUGAUCAGCUCAGGGAAAUAGUAGACAUCCUCCAAGACCCCUCACCUCCUCCAAUCUGCCUGCCAGAUGCUUCCAGGACAGUUUUGGGAGAACCAAAUAGGGCUCCCUUGGCAGAGGAAGAUGUUGAGGUCCCCAACAAUGCUUUGCCACGUUUCCAUAUGGAGAAGGCAGUUUCCCAUGAGAGUUUGGUAGUGGGAGCCAUUGAGAAUGCAUUCAAAGAGAUGGACAAUCAGAUCGAGCAAGAGCGGGUGACCCGGCAUGUAUCUGGAGGCUGCUGUGCUCUGGCUGUGGUUUACCUCCUGGGAAAGUUCUACGUGGCCAAUGCAGGUGAUAGUAGGGCCAUUGUCAUCCGUAAUGGGGAAAUCAUUCCAAUGUCCAGGGAGUUUACUCCAGAGACAGAGAGGCAAAGGCUGCAGUUUUUAGGCUUUUUGAGUCCUGAGUUGCUGGGGAAUGAAUUUACUCAUCUUGAGUUCCCUCGAAGAAUCCAGCAUAAGGAACUGGGAAAGAAGAUGCUAUACAGGGACCAAAACAUGAAUGGCUGGGCAUAUAAAAGGAUAGAAGAAAAUGACCUGAAGUUUCCACUUGUAUAUGGAGAGGGUAAAAAGGCGCGAAUGAUGGCGACCAUUGGGGUGACUCGAGGCCUGGGAGACCAUGAUCUCAAAGUGUACAGCUCUAACAUCUACAUCAAACCUUUCUUGUCCUGCAUCCCAGAGGUCCGCAUCUAUGACCUCACUCAGUACGAGCACUGCCCAGAUGAUGUGCUUGUCCUGGGCACUGAUGGCCUCUGGGAUGUCACUAGUAAUCAAGAAGCGGCCAAUGUGGUGUUGGAUGUCCUCAUGCGCUAUGAGCCCAAUGACCCUUGCAGAUACACUAUGGUAGCCCAGGAGUUGGUGGUAAGGUCCAGAGGGUUUCUGAAGGAUCGUGGCUGGAGGCUGGCCAAUGACAAACUAGGCUCUGGUGAUGAUAUCUCAGUCUUCGUUAUUCCUCUCGGUGGCCCAGGAAACUAUACCUGAAGAGGUCCCAGGGCACCUGAUCCACGCUGCUAG
This is a messenger RNA of Euleptes europaea (tarantolino), 1575 nucleotides long. It is a transcript of the gene PPM1J, whose product is annotated as protein phosphatase, Mg2+/Mn2+ dependent 1J. NCBI's taxonomy places the organism in Eukaryota, Metazoa, Chordata, Lepidosauria, Squamata, Sphaerodactylidae. Gene Ontology annotation, molecular function: protein serine/threonine phosphatase activity. The transcript has 10 exons. The coding region runs from base 1 to 1542 and encodes 513 amino acids. Gene Ontology annotation, biological process: protein dephosphorylation. The record is from RefSeq and is a predicted model, not a curated record.